AUGCUCGAGCCGCCACUCUCCGCUUCUGAACACAAUAAUAACAACACAAAAGUGACAGAAGACUUGAAUGAGUUGAAUAAGGGGACAAUGUCUGGCCAACAGAUUGACUCCUUCUCACCUUGGCAAGCAACAUCGUCUUCAUCGGUGACCGGAACAUCAGAACUUUUCGGAUCAACGUAUGCGAUGUUAAGUGAUCAUGCUUCAUAUCCAGAUCAAUGGUCUGGGAAGCAUCUCACACAGUCAAUACUCUUCGAACAACCUCAAAUUCAACCAUUAGUAGGGAACUCAUAUGAUCCUCCAGUACGAUUCGAUCCACCGUAUGCGUAUCGUGCUGCUGGAGCAGGAUACAUGUCAGCUAUGCCUAGUCUUGCUGCAACGGCCGCCCAGUAUUAUCCGCCUAGAACAUCUGGAUACGUGGGUGGUCCACAUUUUUAUCCUCCUGCUUUGUCUGGAGUUCCGAAUACGCAGCAAUUACUGUUGGCUGCUCAAGCUGCUCAGGCAUCGAAUGCUCAACAACAACUUCAGCAGCAAGUUCUUCGACCUGAACCUCUUCGACCCGCCACUCAAAAAGUUGGGAAUGGGCUGAAUAGGAGUUCAAGUAACAGUAGUGCAGAGACAUUGAGGAACAACUCAGUUUCAGUUGCUACAGUAUCCCCUUCAGAUGAUAACGAGUCUCAACUUCUAGCCGCAGGAAUUUUAUCGACGUUCUGCCUGAACCGAAAAAACUCUCUCAACAGCCCUGCUCUCACCUCUUCUGGAUCUGCAGCAUCUGGGACUCCGCCCCUUGGAAGUGAUCCAAACAACACCGAUCUUGAAGGGUCUGAUGAGGAACGUGUCAUGUGUAUGGCCUGUCGAGGUGUCUAUCCAUCCCGUCGUAGCCUCACUGGUCAUAUCGGACGGAACGAGAAGUGUCGUGAAAUUAUUGGCAGAAACUAUCUGGACGCGUUGGCCAAUGGUGUGAAUCCGCCGAUUCCUGGAACAGAUGCAGCUAUCAAAUCAGGAGCAAUCACUACUGGAGCUGAUGGCAUGUCACCUGUUUGUCCUUAUUGUGACAGAUUUAUUAGUCAUUACAAAGGAAAUAUAAGAAGGCAUAUUAACCAAUGCUGUAAAAGUGCUGAACCAAUCAAAAGGCAUCGUGUAGAACAGAAUGAGAAACAGACGCCGAAGAAAAGAGCGAAGAAAGAUGACAAUGGGAACAGAUAUCCGGAAUAUGCUGACCAUGAUUCAUCCUCGAUGAGUGGUGGAGUUUUGAAUUCUCCUAAAAUGUCGUCACCAUCUUCUUCAUUUUUUGGAACUGCGAACUCGUCUGAUCUGUGUUCCCCAACAGAAUAUUCUAGCAGUGCCUAUGAACCAUAUCCAGUCAAUGGUCACUCUCAGAGAUCACCACGAGAGACGGCAGUACUACAAGACGCGUACAUCUGCGAGGACUGCGACUUUGUUACAGUAUACAAGGGAAACAUGAAACGCCAUUUGAACACGUGUCACCCGCAGCCUGAGUGUAAAAAGUGGGACCAAAAACUAGAAGGAAUGCGUGCAUCGAAUCUUGGAAUCAGUGGAGAUCGGUUACAAGAAAGAUUGGCAGCACACAAGGCGAAUUCAUCAAGAGGAAGGAAGCCAAGAAAGAAGAAGGAGAACAACACCGAAGAGAGCGAACCAAUGGAAUUCAAAAACCUUCUCAAUGCCGAAGCCGGAAGUUUGCUAGAGGCACUCGCCUCAACAUCAUCAAUAACUAUGGAAGGAUACAAUGGAAAUAACUUCCAACCUCCGCCACCACCGCCUCCGCCAUCUUCAAUGAUGCUGUAA
Messenger RNA from Caenorhabditis remanei, 1803 nucleotides. RefSeq lists its product as uncharacterized. Lineage: Eukaryota; Metazoa; Nematoda; Chromadorea; Rhabditida; Rhabditidae. The transcript is spliced from 6 exons. The record is from RefSeq and is a predicted model, not a curated record. Bases 1 to 1803 code for a protein of 600 amino acids.